CACGUGUACGACACCCUCUCCAGUUCGCCAGUUGCGAUUCACCUCCCGGUCUCCCAAUUGGGCAUUGUCGUAACAUCACUACAUAACGAAAGCCAUCAGUGGCAGCAAUCAUCGCAUCCCUCCAUAACCUCCCUUUAGCCGCUUUCUACGCCAACAACCAACAACCAACAACCAACAAGCCUACAGGCUGAAGCUGACACAAUAGAGAGCCCAGGACCAGAACAAUGUCGAAAUUCUACAAAAAGGCGCUCAACAAGCUCUCCAACAACUCGAGCUCGGAGAGAAGCUCGGACUCCGAGUCCGUGGAUAAGACCGAUAAACCCAGAAGAAGUUUGAGCUUCAGAAGGAGGAGCCGCGACAAGGGCAGCUCCAGGUCCCAAACUUCGCCACGGUCUUCGUAUGACAGCUCCAGACUACCGGCUCUGGUCGACGACACCUCAUACCAAGUCGACAUUCCAGAAGAACCCCAAGAGCCCACAGUUUCUCCAGUGGAUGUAUCUGUAAGGAUAGUAGACGAUGAAUCGGAACCAGCGCAAGAUCAAGCACCAAGCGAGGAACCGCCUCGCCUCGAGAAUGCUGAAGAGGAAGCCGGAGCAGGAACUCACCCUAUCCUGAACAGCAAUGACAGCAGCGAGGGUGCUGAUGUGUCUAAUGAUCUUCUUCUACAACCCAGCAGUAUACAUGCUGACCAUACCCACGAUUCCCAGGACCCCAAAACUUCUCAAGUGGAUGAAACUAGUACAGAGCCAGAUACUCUAUUGCCCGAGCAAGACUCCGAGCUAAAUGCCGAGCCCACCAGUGUCAAGACUACUGCAGGCUCAGACCUCGAAAAUCAAGCUACCCAUCAUUAUACCCCCAUCACUGAAGAGAUAGUUGAGGAACUCGAACCUUUACUACGUGCCACCUCCUCGCAGAGCCAGUUUCACGGAGAAAGUGUUGAAGCCAGCCCUGGCCUUGUGUGGUCAUUUCUAAUAGCAUUGAAUGGUAUUUUGACCUACUUGAAUCCGAAGAGACCAAAGCUAGUCCACCUUGUUAUCGUGCUCUUAAUCUUAUUUUCAGUUCUUCUCUAUUUCCUUUUUACUAACCUCGACACUUUGGUGGCUCAGUCCGUCAAGGUCAACCUCCAGAGCGUUUCGAUUUUGAAAAUCAAUGAUGACGGAGUGGACUCCCACGUCACCGGGUCUCUCCUUGUGGACUACGACAAUAUCUCAAACGUGCUCUACAAAUCGGUUCUCAAGUUGGGUGCUAUCUUCCUUGGAACUCUCACGAUAAUCCCCAAUCAGCAAAUAAAGAUUUAUGUCAAACCAUCUUCACUUGAUAUAGCACCUUUGCAUUUGGUGGAUGUAUAUCCUCCCCCCCUAAAAGUUGCGAUUAUCAACAAAAGAGAAACAGACAUCGACUUCAUCACCAAGGUCAACAUAAUCAAGGAUGAUGCUUUGAAGUUGAGCCAUGAAUUUGAUAAGUUGAGAAAGAUCGAUGGUGAUUCAAUUAAUUUUGAUGUACAAGGUGUAUUCAGUUCGGAGAUACAAACAAAGUUUUUCAACUUCAACACCGAUGAAAUAAAUGUGUAUGAGUCCUUAGAAAUACCCAAGGAAAUUCUAGCUCCCCCAAUCGAAGUUAAAAAAUUUGAUAUUUCGACAUCAGAAGCAGUUGAAAUUUAUACUCAAAUCCAACUAGGAGGAGAUAUUCCACUAGAUUUAGCAGUGAAUGGGAUUAAUUGGGAUGUUUUAUUGAAGGACUGCGACGAUAACUUGAUUGAAUUUGGAGAUUGGAAAAGCAGAAAAUUUACCAUUCGUCCGAAUAAGGAAGUUAUAGUGGAUAUUGAUGGAUCUAUCACAGACAUUGAUGAUGUAUUGCUCUAUCCCUGCGCAGAUGGUACUGACAGUCCAUUGAACAGAAUCAUACAAAGCUAUUUAUCCGAAGAACCUAUUCAUUUUGCUUUGAGAGGGUCGAAGCAGCAAGAUGAAAAGUUACCAGGAUGGUUGUAUGAGAUCUUGACAAACUUGGAAUAUGAAAUUGAGGUCACUCUACCUAAAGGAAGUCUUGAGCUCGGACAAUAUCAGUUACAACUGGUUGAAUUCGAAGUGCCUUCUUCGCAAUCAACCGUAGUUGGGGAGGAUCAUCUCCAUAUGUUUUUCAAGUCCAACCUAACAUUAUCCGUCACUUAUGAUGUUGGACUCGAAUUCCAAAUUCCUAGUUUCAAGUCAAACUUCACAAUUAAAGAUGUGCAUAGUAAUGAUAUAAUUCGAGGUUCAUCUUACAAUUACAAUCAUUUAAACAUAAAUUUUGUCAAUGAAAGUACUAUGAAUAUUGAAGUUAGCUUAGAAACUAUGGACCUCCAAGUUUUUGAUCCCGAGAAAGCUGGCCAGCUUCUCAACAAGUUUGUGGAAGAUGGGUUUGUUGUUCCUUAUGAUCAGUUUGUUGUCGAUUUAGAAGUGAACGAGUUAUCGUUUGAGCUGAAUUUAUUCAAGACUCGCUUGAACAAAUUGAGGGUGAACAAUAUUACUCUUAUCAACAAGCAGGAUGAAUUUGCUGUUCAAAUCAAUGAAAAUGCAAGUAGAUUUGAGCCAGAAGAAGAAUUACCCCCUAUUGAUUCAUUUCUCAAUCUGUUAAACAUUUCCAUUGCAUCUUUGCUUUAUGAGGAUUCAUAUAAUGAUGGAGUAGUAAUAGUCUGUGACUUUGCGAUCACCAAUCCUUCCAACUUCUCGCUUGAUUUGCCAGGAGAAUUGCUCCUGGUGGGGUUAGAUUACAACGGAACUUCUUUUGCCAAAGUCAGAUUUGAGGACUUGUACAUUCCAGCAAAUGAGAGAUUCAACACCACUGCUGAAGUAGAAUUGUCUGCUGAUGGAGUAGAUAGCAAGAUUCGUCUCGAGCAGUUGCUAGGGGCGUUUAUCUCGGGAUAUGAUGACCUAGAAGUCAAGGUUUUUAAUUUAACCGCAAAGAACAAGGGUUUAAACAAAAUAUUGCAGGAGGUUGAGAUCUCAGGCAUACGAAUCCCGAAUAUCGAGUUUAAUAGGCCACCUAGUGCUGAUCUCAGAGCCGCCACCCCACGUCCUACACAUCCAAGUCCCUUCCUAGUGGAGUCUGUGAUUCAUGUUCUUAAUUCAGAGGUGCAGCUCAAGCUUCUCAACCCCAUUGAGAACGCCGAACUAGUCAUCGACUUGUACCAAGCGGAGGCUACGAGCGAAGACAAGGUGUUGGGUCAUUUGGAGAGGCCCGAGCUCCUCGUAGUAACCCCGGGAGUCUACCAGACUCCUCGUAUUCCCAUCAAGAUUGCGCGUGGGAUUGGAAUGGAUACUCUCCGAAAGGCCAUUAAUGGCGAUUUAGAGGUGGAUGUGGUGGCCGUUUUCAAGGUUAGGUUGGACAAGUUUGAGUCUGAGUUGGUGUACCGAGGCCAUGGAUUAAAGUCCCAGAUCAGGUUUUAG
This is a messenger RNA of Suhomyces tanzawaensis NRRL Y-17324, 3425 nucleotides long. RefSeq lists its product as uncharacterized. Bases 225 to 3425 code for a protein of 1066 amino acids. The record is from RefSeq and is a predicted model, not a curated record. The transcript has 3 exons. NCBI's taxonomy places the organism in Eukaryota, Fungi, Ascomycota, Pichiomycetes, Serinales, Debaryomycetaceae.